AUGUGGAGGAGUGUUGACUUGAUUACGAAUGCAUCAUCCAAAAUCAUGCAGAGCAACAGCAGUUCCUCCGGACCCCAGAGCGCGCUGAAUGCGUGCGGAGGAGAGGAGGAUGAAAUAUCCGAGCUGGUCAGCCCGACAGGAGCAGCCUCCAACAUUCCAGCUUUUAACCUUUCCCUAAACUGCUGGCUUCACAUCCUCUCUAAAGAGUCGUCCAUGGAUCCGCAUGGAGACAGUGCCAACCUGCCAGUGCGAAUUCUCAUUGCUCUGGUCUACCUGGUGGUUUGUGUCCUGGGGCUUGUGGGUAACCUCCUUGCUCUCUUCCUGCUCCAUUCCCGCCGCCGUGGCCACCACCACUCAUCCAUCGACUGCUUUGUGAUGAGUCUGGCAAUCACGGACCUCCAGUUUGUUCUCACCUUGCCCUUCUGGGCUGUGGAUACGGUGCUGGACUUCCGAUGGCCCUUUGGCAGGGUCAUGUGCAAGAUUGUGAGUUCAGUCACCACCAUGAACAUGUAUGCCAGCGUUUUCUUCCUCACAGCCAUGAGCGUCACCCGAUACCACUCCCUUAUUACCUCCCUGAAGAUGGACAGCCCCAGGACUGCCACUGCUCGAGCCAAGUGGGCCAGUUCAGCCAUUUGGGUGGUGUCACUGGUGGCCACGCUGCCUCAUGCAUUCUACUCCACCACAGUCCAGGUGUCUGCAGAUGAUGAGCUGUGCUUAGUUCGGUUCUCUGACUCUGAUUCAGGUCACUGGGAUCCUCAAGUUCUGCUUGGACUCUACCAAACACAAAAGGUCCUGCUGGGAUUUAUAGUUCCCCUGAUUGUAAUAUCUGUGUGCUACCUCCUGCUGCUGAGGUUCAUCCUGAGCCGCCGCGUUGUAGGCAGUGUGGUAGACAGUAAUAGUGGCAUUGAGAAAUCUGAGUACGAAAGAGGCCGCCACCGCCGCCGCUCCAAAGUCACUCGUUCUGUCACCAUUGUGGUUCUGUCGUUUUUCAUCUGCUGGCUGCCCAACCAGGCUCUCACCUUGUGGGGGGUGUUGAUCAAGUUCGACUUGGUGCCCUUCAGUAAAGCCUUCUACAAUGCCCAGGCCUAUGCCUUUCCCUUGACUGUGUGUCUUGCCCAUGCUAACAGCUGUCUCAACCCAGUGCUCUACUGCCUGAUCCGAAGGGAGUACAGAACUGGAUUGAAGGAGCUUCUGCUGAGAGUUUCUCACUCCAUCCAGAAUGUUGUCUCACUGGCUCUGAGAGGAAGAAGAGUGGAGGAAGCACCACCCAGCAUGGUUAUGAUACACAAGGAUGUUAAUAUGUGAUGUAUUUCGUCAUGAAAAAGUUUCAUAUUUUGGAAAAAGCACUGAACUUUUUUGCUUUUUUUCUGUACAAUAAUUAUGAAAUUAACCAACAAAAAUGGUGUAUUAAUUUAUGAGCUUUGGGGGUGCCCAAGGUGAACUCUAUGACCGUAAGACUGACCCAGGCUGUCAGUUUACUCCCUGUUCCUGGCCCUCUUGCUAAAGUAAGCUCAGACACCAUCUGUGUCCCAGGCAGAGCAAGAACUAGCUGCUGAGUGAGCUGGUGCCACCUGACGUCUACCUGAACAGGGCAAUAGCAUCUGGUAGCAUUCAGACAAAUUUUGAGCUACCAACAGCUAUACAUCCACUAAUGUCCACUAUGACAGUGGCCACCAUUCAGGCCGAAUGAAUUGGCGCUAAUCACUAGCUGCCAGGACUGGGUCCUGCUGAAUGAGCACAGAUACUAGCAUACACCUGGACAGGACAGAGCCAGCCAGCAGCUGAUAGCAGCCAGAAAACAGCUUGAAUGCUUCCAGCCACUGACAACCUCCACCACACUCUCCCCACAACCUGCACGAACAUCUCACUUCAUGGUGGGCAGUGACUUGGGCAGUCUAGGAAGCUAAAAGAAGGCCUGUUUUUUGUUGAUACAUUUCUUCACUUGGCAACUGAAAUUAUCCAGUAUUUGCUUCUACAACUUCUCAGAAAUUUUGAAGUACUCACAUCGACAAUCAUGGAUCACAUUUACCAACACCCACACACUUCACACUAACCGAAACCAUUCCAUUAACAAUGGGGGAGUGUGUAAGCAUCAUUAGCUUGCUAGAUGAUUACAGCAGGAUGUUUUCUGCCUCAGCUGGGAUUUUACCACACAUCUGUAGCUAUUAACAUGGGACUGCACAGGAGUAGAUGUACUGUAUAUGGAGAAGAAUUGAUAGAUAACAUAAUAAUGUUAAAACUAUAAGUAAUUAGCAGAGUUAGCAAACAGAAAUGUCCUGCUAUAAUCGUUGUUGUUGUGGUUUGUUGUACUGUUUACCUUCAGAUUAUAGAUUAGAUUGUUACUCCAACAUAUACGGCUGGAUCUGAGGUGAUGUCUUGCUUGAAAACACCAUGCUGAGUGAAAUGAAUAGAAAUGAUCAUCACAGGUUCAAUUUGAUCUUUGCCAAGUCAGACACAAUUCACAAAGUUGUUUCCAUUUCUACUAAUGUGCAUCUACUCACCAUCAAAAUACGCAAAACCACCUCAAGUGCAGAUAAAUGUAAUUUUUUUAUGUGUGCAAGUUUUUUUUUUUUUUUUUAUUUAGAUUUGUACAUUUUCCAGUUGCUGUUUUUAGUUUAAUAUCUUAGAAAUGCAAACCAAAAAACAACAAAAGUAACCCAACCGCUGUUGCUCCUAUUCCAAACACCAGGUCAGAGUCAAGCAUUAAUGCAUCAGAAUUUCACCUCAGUUUGUCCUAUUGAGAGGAAUUAACUUUAAAUUUCCAACAGUGACUAACUUAAUCUUGUGGCAGGUGAAAUUCAAGUGUUGGUACACAUGUUACUUAAUCAAAUUCCCAGUUUGAUCCACAUCCUUCCAAAUGGUGCCAUGGCUCCAGCACAAAGCAGUCACUUUAGAUGGCCUCAAAGAAUAAUGCAAUUUAGUUUUAAAUUACUUUCUUUUCCGGCAAAUAGUUACAGUUAACAAAGCAGUUUAUUAGAUGGUCUAAAACACUUAAUUACUGUUUUAUAUCAACUAAUGAUGUAGGGAUCACAAACUCCAGUCCAUGAGGGCCACUGAAGUGCAGGUUUUAGAUGUGUCCCUG
Molecule: messenger RNA, 3082 nt
Organism: Melanotaenia boesemani (Boeseman's rainbowfish)
Lineage: Eukaryota; Metazoa; Chordata; Actinopteri; Atheriniformes; Melanotaeniidae
Product: relaxin-3 receptor 1-like
Exons: 4
Coding region: 1-1305 (434 amino acids)
Biological process (GO): immune response; G protein-coupled receptor signaling pathway
Cellular component (GO): membrane
Molecular function (GO): G protein-coupled receptor activity
Source: RefSeq, a predicted model, not a curated record